GUCACUGUGGAGUGAGACCUGCAGACAAACAGCGCUGGAGCCAUGAGCCAGACAGCUAAGGAGCUGUUAAUCAUCUAUGAGACAGAGGCAGAGCAAUGGGCCACCUACCUGCACUCAGUCUUCACUGGUCCCAUCUCAGAGGCCGGAAUCUGCUGCUAUGACAUCGCCACCACGCUGGUGGGACGACGUACUGAUGACUUCCUCUGGCUGGCCCAGUACACCUGCAAGCUCCUGAUCCUCUCCAAAGGCAUGCUGGAGGGUCUGUGUCAGAUGCAGCGCUUCUUCCUGUCCCGCGUUUUGAGUCCCUCAGCCCACGUGGUGGUGCUUUUAUGUGGCGUGGAGAGUCUGACCCCUCUGCUUGAGCUGGUGCCUCUGAACGGAGAUGAGUGCCUGCAGAUCUCAAGUGAACAAGAUGCUCAUGAAUACCUGUCGGCUGUCACUGACAUUGUGGCAAAAGGCGUGUCAGCUUCAGCAGCAAAUGUCAGCCCUUUGACGCGUAAACCAUCAAGAUCAGAGCAAAAUACGGAACAAGAACAGUCGAGUGGAGCCCACAGCCUCAGAUCCAGCAUGCUGGUGGUACCCUCCAGAGUUACAUGCGGGAGCUCCACAGAAGUGUUCAUUCUUUUGAAAAAUGAGGUGGCUGGCAGCGACACCGAGGUUGAGUUCACUGGUGAAAAUCAGACUCGGAGAGUGAAGCCUGUCCUCUGGAACAAGCACAUCCUGUGCAUCAAUGCACCGGAUUUUCCUGCAGGGAAAGUCGGAGUGACCAUGUACAGUAAUGGAGCACCAAUGACUAAGGCACAGAUGCAAUACUACACCAACAUGGAGGAAAUAACCUGCCUUCUGGCGAGGGCUGCAGACCCUGUGGAUUUUAUGUGUCAGGCUUUUCAGGAGAUGUCUGUGGAGAGGCUGGAUCAGAAGUUGUCCUCUAUGCUGCUGGAAGGAAUGCCCACCGGAGGAUUUCAGGGACUGAAGUUUGACAACACAUAUGAAAGAGAACUCCACCGUGCAGAUGUACCCUCACUCCUCCACUUUGCGUCCCACUAUGGACUAAAGAGCGUCUCCAGCCUCCUCCUGCAGUGUCCGGGUGCCGAGCGAGCCCUGCACACAGCAAACCGCCACGGACAGACUCCAGCUGAAAUCGCCAAGAGUCAAGGCCAUACAGAGCUGCACGUCUUAUUGAAGGAAACACUGAAUAUGUACAACUCAAGCGAGGACAAUGGCGACGCCAGCGUGUAUGAAAUGAUGUGCACUGCAGGGACUCCCUCCAUGGCAGAUGUGCAGAAAGAGCAAGAAGAGGAGAAGGAAAAGGAGGAGGAUGAUGUCUACGCACUACUGGGGGUGAAUGAUGAAUAUGACACCAUACUGAACUCAACAAAAGCUGUUGUUAUCACCAAUCGCCCACCAGCACCCACUCCUCGGCCUGAGAGCACCCAGGUGAAGGAAGACAGAACCCCAUACAUUGCUAAAGUGUUCCAGAAGAAGACACAACAGGCUGAAGCUGAUCUGUAUUCACUUCCUACCAAACAAGCUCGCAGUCGAGAAGGAAGCGUCUCCUCCACCUAUGACACCUUCGUGCCGAACCAGAGGAACGCGCUUCAGCAGCUCAUUGAGCUCCAGCAGAGGGUGAAGGCGGGUUCACUCUCUGUGGACGGGAAUCUGGAGCGCUCCAGCGACCUGCAGCGGGGCCAGAAGGGGGUGGAUAAUAUGAAGCAGGAGAAGUCCAGUCAGCUGAAAGCCGGUACCAUAAACACCAGAAAGGAUGAGGAUGAUGUGUACGAUAAAAUCAACAUCGUCCAUCAAACGCCAAGUGUCGCAGUGAAUGGAGGUCGAAGAGGAAGCCAAGCAGCAGAGUCAGAUUUUUACAGCAAACCCCUUAAAGGACAACAAUCAGAUUUCUUUUCCAAAGCUGACAGCCAAUGAAGGCCCAGUCACUCAACAAGGAUUUUAUUCUUCAGUUAAUCAAGAAAAAUAAUUACAGGUUACUGAACUUAUAUAACAGAGAAAAAAUUAG
Cheilinus undulatus (humphead wrasse) is the source of this 2014-nucleotide messenger RNA. RefSeq names its product B-cell scaffold protein with ankyrin repeats-like. Lineage: Eukaryota; Metazoa; Chordata; Actinopteri; Labriformes; Labridae. Gene Ontology annotation, biological process: negative regulation of B cell activation; B cell activation; negative regulation of phosphatidylinositol 3-kinase/protein kinase B signal transduction. Bases 43 to 1923 code for a protein of 626 amino acids. The record is from RefSeq and is a predicted model, not a curated record. Gene Ontology annotation, molecular function: protein tyrosine kinase binding; signaling receptor binding. The transcript is spliced from 16 exons.